Molecule: messenger RNA, 4810 nt
Organism: Hemibagrus wyckioides
Lineage: Eukaryota; Metazoa; Chordata; Actinopteri; Siluriformes; Bagridae
Gene: smad3b
Product: SMAD family member 3b
Exons: 9
Coding region: 213-1487 (424 amino acids)
Biological process (GO): transforming growth factor beta receptor signaling pathway; regulation of transcription by RNA polymerase II; BMP signaling pathway
Cellular component (GO): heteromeric SMAD protein complex
Molecular function (GO): DNA-binding transcription factor activity, RNA polymerase II-specific; RNA polymerase II cis-regulatory region sequence-specific DNA binding; I-SMAD binding
Source: RefSeq, a predicted model, not a curated record
GGGAGCGGCGACAUUACUGUGUUUUGCGCUCAGUGCUCUACAGAGUUGGGGUUUUAGCUGUCGGCUAAAUGUCUGUUGCAGGAACGAAAGUUUCAUUAACUGAAAUUUGGCGGAUAUUUUGGUGAAAUUCCACGGGAUUACUUUUUCAAAAAAGAAAAAAAGCGACUGACUGACCGUGCAACGAGGCAGAGAGGUCUGCGAGUGAUCCGAACAUGUCUAUACUGCCCUUCACACCUCCGAUUGUGAAGAAGCUCCUUGGAUGGAAAAAAGGAGAGCAGAAUGGACAAGAGGAGAAAUGGUGUGAAAAGGCGGUGAAGAGUCUCGUCAAGAAGUUAAAGAAGACUGGUCAGCUUGACGAACUGGAAAAGGCCAUUACUACCCAGAAUAUCAACACCAAAUGUAUAACCAUACCGAGGUCUCUGGAUGGGCGUCUGCAGGUAUCUCACAGAAAAGGCCUCCCUCACGUAAUCUACUGCCGGCUAUGGCGCUGGCCUGACCUGCAGUCACACCAUGAGCUGCGUGCUAUAGACCAGUGCGAGUUCGCUUUCCACAUGAAGAAGGAUGAGGUGUGCGUUAACCCCUACCAUUACCAGCGCGUGGAGACUCCAGUUCUUCCUCCAGUGCUGGUUCCCCGACACACUGAUAUCCCUGCUGAGUUUCCCCCGCUGGACGACUACAGCCAUUCUAUCCCAGAGAACACCAACUUUCCUGCAGGCAUAGAGCCGCUGAUCAACUACAUACCCGAGACACCCCCUCCAGGGUAUCUCAGUGAAGAUGGUGAAAGCAAUGAUCAGCAGAAUCGCAGCAUGGACACAGGUUCCCCAAACUUGUCACCUAACCCUGUUUCUCCUGCUAGUAGCAACCCUGACCUGCAACCGGUAACUUAUUGUGAGUCAGCGUUCUGGUGCUCCAUCUCAUACUAUGAGUUGAAUCAGCGGGUAGGGGAGAUAUUCCAUGCCUCACAGCCCUCUCUCACCGUGGAUGGGUUCACGGAUCCGUCCAACGCUGAGAGAUUCUGUCUGGGUUUGCUGUCUAAUGUGAACCGCAACACCGCUGUGGAGCUCACACGCAGACAUAUUGGUCGGGGAGUGCGGCUGUACUACAUAGGCGGUGAAGUGUUUGCAGAGUGUCUGAGUGACAGUGCCAUCUUUGUCCAGAGUCCUAAUUGCAACCAGCGCUAUGGCUGGCACCCUGCCACCGUGUGUAAGAUUCCUCCAGGCUGUAAUCUAAAGAUCUUCAAUAACCAGGAGUUUGCGGCUCUGUUGGCUCAGUCGGUGAAUCAGGGGUUUGAGGCUGUGUACCAGUUGACCCGCAUGUGCACAAUCCGCAUGAGCUUCGUCAAAGGCUGGGGAGCAGAAUACAGGCGCCAGACUGUAACCAGCACACCCUGUUGGAUAGAGCUGCACUUAAACGGCCCCCUGCAAUGGCUAGACAAGGUGCUCACCCAGAUGGGCUCUCCCAGCAUCCGCUGCUCUAGUGUGUCAUAGGAGAUGCAGCACCACUGGAUUCGCAACCAGGAAACAACCAACUGCCUGCAUACUAACCCGAGAAAACGCGAGAAGGCCUUGCAGACACAGACAGACAUCCUCUCAAGUGUUUCCUUGUAGUGGCACUCCACUGCUUGCCGGUCCAGUCAUUUCCCCACACAGUUUUGAGCACUUUCUAUUGCUGAUAUCUAUACAGCAUGGCUUGUAUAGCUGUGCAUGAAAUGUAGAUUUGUUUUGGUCCUACAAAGAUAGAUAUAUAUUUUGGCUCUUUUUUUAUUAUUAUUUUUAAGCUUGGCUUAAAACAUGAGGUAUUGAACCUUACAGAGUUUAAACACUUUAUAUUCAUUGAAGAUGGAUAUGGAUAAAUAACUGGUGAAGUAGAUUUUUAUUAUUAAUCGCAUACAUAAAGCUUGCAGCAUGUGAAAAGCUGCAACACUAUGUAAUUUAGGGAAACUGUUUGAAUUUCUCUCAGGCCCUGCAGUUUGCUGUGCACAUGUUUCAUAGGCCCUUAACCUCCAAGGGUCAGUGUUGCAUCCCCACGGCCUUCAUUCGGAUGGGCAGUGGGAGUUGAAGCCUAGCUGUCUGCUGUUUGAAAGUGAACAGUAGCUAGACACGGCUCUUAUGGUGUGUUGGCGCUCACAUGCCACGUUGAUUUAACAUGCACUGAGCAGUUCAGUACAGAUUAUAGGAUGGUUCAAUGCUGGUCACCUGGUUAAUGUUCUUUUUCUUGUCGUUAUAAAUCUAGAUCUCUCUUUUCGAGAUGAUACGCAGCGCAUCGUGAUACAACGUGAUGUCUGAGAGAUAUAUUUAAGAUUUAUGUUGUGACUUGGAGCUGUUUUUAUGUGAUACCGUGUAAUUCAGAUGCUACUAAAUUUUUUUGACACUGGUUCCAGGAAAAAUGUCCAGCAGGUAUAAAUAAUUAUAAAAAUCUUUUAUUUUUGUUACAAUAUUACCCGAAAAAGGUUUUUUUUUUUUCAUUUACAACGUACUGCUGUGCUAGCUGGGAAACAACAGGGGAAUUGUGUUUGUAGAGCCCGGCAUCAUGCUUGGGAUUUGGUAUGGAACUUAUCAAAUUUGCUAUUCUCUAGAGAGGCAGAUGUCUUGCAGCUGCAGUUAAGUUUUGUGUGCUAAAUCAUGUUUUAAAUGUUCCGCCAUUGAACCACGUCCACGGAAUAGUCGGCACAUGCUUAGGCACAGAGCCCGUGUUCCACUUUGUUUAUCUUCAGAGCAUGUGAACAGUUUCUGAUUUUCAUCAGUAUAAAAUGAAGCUCAAAGUAAAUAAGGUUACUCACCAAGGUCCAAUAGACUGAAUUUACAUGAUCAGCAGCAGCUUUCUCAGUCGUUCUCCAUAGCAAGUUGCAGUGCAAUUUACCCAGAGCUACUACACAUGGCUCAGAGGAUCAGACUCGGAAAAUGUGAUGAUGGUGCCUCAGUAAAAUGGAUAUCAUUAACUGUGUUAAUUCUGACAGCUUUCGGUUAUGAUGUUUUGUAUCAUAAAUACUGAAAAUGCUGCAUUCUUAUGGUACUUUGUCCAGUGUAGCACAACCUUCACCAUAUGAAGCACUUGUCUUUAUUACUUUAUAAGUGGUAGAGUAAACAAAGCAUUUUCUUCAGUGCUGGAUUUUGGAAGUUUGUCAGUGAUAUAACUGUUCGUUAUUUUACGAUUGGGGGGGGUAUUUUGCUGAAAAUAUUGACUUAUAAUUCUUACUUUUUGUAUAACAACCAAGUCAGGAGAGUGCACUGGCAUAUUUUUGCUGUCACCUUGUGUAUAAUAUGGCAGAGUCUAUAAGAAUGGCCCCAUUGAGUAGCACAGAGCCAGUCACUUUUACAUUUUUUUUUUUUUUUUUAUCUCUCUCAUGCAUUUCGCUUUGCUACUUUCUGUCCGCAGCCUCAGCUUUGAUAAUGUGUUUAGGCAUCGUGAGCCUGAUGAAUCAAACAUUGCAUGCAGCAGAUGCAGCUAUUUGAGGCAGUAUAUGAGAACCAGGAGGAACUCCAGUGUGUUAUAGAGUGAUUGUAGAUGGAUGGGGGUUGGUUUUUUUUUUUUUGGUUUGCUUGUUUUUUCCAGUCUUGGUCAAAUUUCUGGACUUUGAAGUUUGCCCAUUACUGCUUUUAUCCUUGUAUAUGCGUAUGUAGAUAUGAGAGAGUCCCAAUCCGAUCUGCAGAUUUGUUCAGUGACAUAGGAGACAAAACUAGCCUAAGAAAGACAGGGCUGGAUGGAGAAGAAAGAAUGCUUACUCACUAUAUACAUAGACUUUCACAUCCUAUGGGUGAACUGCAGUUACUUGUGGAGUUAAUUCACUCAGAGUAUACCAAAUAUCACAGAAAAUUCAAACCCAGGGCCAUCUGGCCAUGUGAAAGGAAACAUGCACACAUUUCUAUAUAGUCAAUUUUGUGUCACUGCCAGUUAUAAUUGUGUCAAAUAAAAUGGAUGAUCUAUUGUAAAUUGAAGACUAUAAAGAUAUUUUUGGAAAGAGUGUUAGUGUGAGGACAACACUGCUGGCAGCUCCUGGUGGGUGCUCACAUUUUUACUACAGAGGUUGAAUUCCCCUAUGGGAUGCUGUUCUUAUGGCUGGAUUUCUUUCUUUGUUGUUAUUUUUUUGAGCCAGAUCCUGUCAGUAAGAUAGGGUUUUAUUAUUGUGUAUGUAGUAUAAGGUUAUGAUAUAAUUACACUGUCUGCAUCCUUUUGAUCAAUUGCAUGGUCUUGCAAUUCUUGAAUUUCCAACAAAGAUCAGCAGUUGUGCUUUGUUUGAGCAGGCACACUAUAGACUGCAGCUGCCUCCUGCUGAUAGUUUAGGCAAUUACAUGUUGAAAUAUUGCUCACUCGAUUCCUCUCAAAGCUCUUACAGCUGGCUAAUGAAAAAUGAGCCUGUGUCAUCAAUGAAGUCAUAAGGAACUGCAUUUACAGAAUUGUUGAUCCCUGUGGUUUGAUCUCCUCUUAACAUCGAGCCCUAAACUGUGUGUCCAGUGCUGUGGACCCUGCUGGAUCUCCUCCCGUGACCGUGUCAGCAGUGUCCAUGUAGGGUCAUGAUUCUUGUCGAUUUUUUUUCAAAUUGAAAUACCGCAUUGUAGUAUCAUGUUCUUAUCCAUACGCUCAUUAUGUGAGGCAAAUGUAAAUCUCUGUUUCUGUCUUAUGGUUUCAGUACUUAAUCAUUACACCCUUAUUUUUUUUUCCAGACGUUGCUUAGUUUCUGUUUGCCUUAAAUACGCUUAUUCUCCACUACUGUACCCGCUUAGAUUUUCCUUACAUUAACUGUUUAAGCUAUUGUUAUAUUGCUUCAUUUUGUUAUUCAAAAAAUUUGUAAUAAAAUAUGUAUUUUAAACUG